GAGGUAACCAAGGACAUUGGGCCUGGGAGGCACCCUCCUCCUUCCUUCCUAUGCUCUUUGGCCGCUGGCUGGCAGUGCUAUCUAUCCAGUGGCCAAAGAGGAUGGGAGGAAAGCAGGAGGUGGUGCCUCUCAAGCCCAGCCCUAGGAAAGCCUCCUCCUCCUGCUCCUCCUCUUCUUACUUUCUCCAUUACCGGCUUUAGACUGCAAGAGAGAGAAAGAGAGCCUCUGCAGAGCUGGGAUUAUGGUACCUGAAUUGGAGAAAGCGAGUGUCCGGAUGAAGAAUCCUGAACAAGUCAAAAAUAUAAUCUCAUUGCUUAGAAAAGGUGGGGCAGAAAGACUUCAGGUCAUUUCUGAUUUUGACAUGACACUGACUCGGUUUGGGUUCAAUGGCAAGCGUUGCCCCACUUCGCACAAUAUCAUAGAUAACAGUCGGGUCAUCAAUGAAGAAGGUAGAAGAAAGUUAAAAGAUCUGCUCCAUUAUUACUAUCCUAUUGAAAUUGAUCCAUACCGAACUGUGGAAGACAAACUGCCUCUCAUGGUGGAAUGGUGGACCAAGGCCCACAACCUCCUGACCCAGCAGAAGAUUUUGAAAAGUGACAUAUCCGAGAUGGUGAAGGAGUCCGAUGUCAUGCUCAGAGAUGGUUUCAACACUUUCUUUGACCAGCUUCAUCAGAACAAAGUUCCCCUGUUCAUCUUCUCAGCAGGUGUGGGUGAUGUGCUGGAGGAAAUAAUACGCCAAGCCGGUGCGUUCCAUCCUAAUGUCAAUGUGGUCUCCAACUAUAUGGACUUUGAUGACAGUGGCGUCUUGCAAGGGUUCAAAGGGCCCCUCAUCCACACCUACAACAAGAACAAUACAGUCUUGAAGGAUACAGAGUAUUUCCAGCAGCUUUGUACAAGGACAAAUAUCUUACUCCUCGGAGACUCCAUGGGUGACCUCAGUAUGGCAGAUGGUGUUGCUGAUGUCAAAAAUAUCCUCCGGAUUGGUUUCUUAAAUGACAGGGUGGAGGAACAGCGGGGGAAGUACAUCGAGUCGUAUGACAUUGUGCUGGAGAAAGAUGAAACGCUGGAUGUGGCAAAUGGCAUCCUUAACUUCAUCCUUGCCCAAAACCAAUCCACACCGACCCUUUACCCUUGACAGAAAGCUGCCUUUGGGGAAAGGGAGAUGUUCUCUAUGUAUGUGUCUCUUAGUUCCUUGCCUGUUAUGUUGCAGACACGUGCCAGAUUCUUUCUCUAUCCUGGCUAUUCUCAAGAGUCACAGAAUUCACAAUUGACCACAUUGCGUAAGUUUUUUUUCUCUUGACCACCACAUCCCAGAUUAAAACGAAUUGAAGCUGUGCCGGGCGAAGACCCAUCGUUCAAUCAUUUUCUCUGCUGGUCAAAAAGAAUGGACCAGCCGGCUUUCGGGACUCCUAAAAUGACGCAAUGCUUUCCAAAUUUUAGAGGAAAAUGUUGUGUAUGUCCUUAAUAAAUCUCCUUUCCUCGCCCAACAAUAGAAAAUCAUUACAAAAGUAAUAAUCUUUAAAAAAAAAUGAGGGGGUUGCAAUUAUCUAAAAGGAUAAAUGUUAUUCACUGUAAAAUCAACUAGAUACAAUGGAAGGUAUGAUUAGGAAAAUGUUGACUAAAGCACUUUUGCUGUGAUCGGAGUUUUGGACAUGUCAGCUGCAAUAAAUGUUUCAUUUGGAUAGUUUUGCUCUUCAAAUGUCAGUUCAGUGUGCAUCAAAUCAUAACAACUUCGAUCAUUAGAAACAAGAGAUUCACUUGGCUUUUUUAUUCAGGAGAGUUAAAAACCCUCUUGAAUAUCAGUAAGAGCAAAAAUGCUCUUCUAUGAGUUGCAAACAACUGAGGCCAGUUUAUCCCAUUCAAGUAGGUGAGAUAUAUCAUAAAAUGUGCUUCCCCCUUGCAAACCUUUUUUUGGGGUUUUUAUAAAAUACAAUUUUUUAAAAAUUAAAUGACCAACGCACAGUUCUCUCACAAAAUUGAACUGCUUUUUUAUUCAAAAGACAUGUGAAAAAAUAAUAAAAUAAAUUUCUUAUUUUAA
Anolis carolinensis (green anole) is the source of this 2038-nucleotide messenger RNA. It is a transcript of the gene nt5c3b, whose product is annotated as 5'-nucleotidase, cytosolic IIIB. NCBI's taxonomy places the organism in Eukaryota, Metazoa, Chordata, Lepidosauria, Squamata, Anolidae. Gene Ontology annotation, cellular component: cytoplasm. The transcript has 9 exons. The record is from RefSeq and is a predicted model, not a curated record. Gene Ontology annotation, molecular function: 5'-nucleotidase activity; magnesium ion binding. Bases 242 to 1135 code for a protein of 297 amino acids.